AUGGCGACCAAAGAGGAGCGGGGACGAAGAGACAGCGAAGAGCGGGACAUUGAGCGCUAUCUUGCCAAAGUUCUGGGAGAGAACAACGGUGACUACUGCCGAUCUGAGAUGCUUGUUGAUGCUGCAAGAAUCUCCUGGCUGGGAUCUUUGCGCGACGAAGGCGAAUCUCCACGAUUUGAAGAAGUCAUAUCGCCUGACAUUGUGGCCAAGGCGAACGCCAUCCUCAAUAACCACGAGUCUUGGGAAGAGGUUCAGGUUCUUCUGGAACACGCGGAGGAUGAAGACACCCGGGGUUCGUCACCUUUCUCAGAGGAGGAGCCAACCGAGGCCCUCCGUCUUCUUCAAAGGUUUACAGCCUGGGCCUCGCCCAAUCUUCGCUUCGAUCGAUACGUAUUGAAGCGAGAGCGUAAUGAUGAGCCCUUUUACACUAUUCGAGGCUACCUCCGAGACGUCCUAGUACUUCUCUCUAUGAAACGUCUGUGGGAGGAUAAUCUGCGUCUGGAAUGGCAGCCUGACAUUCACCCUGCGGCCAUCCACCGGGCCGUGGCAUUCGCCGGCAAGAUUGGGCAGCGGGCGACAACGGAGCUUUUUGACGCCUUCUUGGAGAGAAUGGAGUGUACUUCCCUGGAUCCCGACAAUCACUUCUUCCCCCAAAGUCCCGCCGAAAGGCAGAAAACGACACGACGCUUCCUUUCUGGUCUAUCCAAGUGCAAGCCAAUGCAAAACACGGACAUUCUUUACCCGCUAGCAACCCAUUCGACCAGUCACCACACGAAGGGAGUCAGGUUCAUGCUUCCCGACGAGGAUUCCAGAAAAGAGGCCAAGCUUUCGCCCUUGCGCGAGUUGGCCAAGCAAUACAAGUUGUCGGUGCACACUUUCAUCCGGCUGUCGAUGUUCGUCUACUCGGAUACGAACUAG
Messenger RNA from Colletotrichum aenigma, 918 nucleotides. RefSeq lists its product as uncharacterized. The transcript has a single exon. The record is from RefSeq and is a predicted model, not a curated record. The coding region runs from base 1 to 918 and encodes 305 amino acids. NCBI's taxonomy places the organism in Eukaryota, Fungi, Ascomycota, Sordariomycetes, Glomerellales, Glomerellaceae.